Molecule: messenger RNA, 2954 nt
Organism: Dioscorea cayenensis subsp. rotundata (Guinea yam)
Lineage: Eukaryota; Viridiplantae; Streptophyta; Magnoliopsida; Dioscoreales; Dioscoreaceae
Product: pentatricopeptide repeat-containing protein At3g20730-like
Exons: 1
Coding region: 131-2575 (814 amino acids)
Biological process (GO): RNA modification
Molecular function (GO): protein binding; RNA binding
Source: RefSeq, a predicted model, not a curated record
AGAACAUCACCAUCAUCAAAGAAAUCUCAUGGCGAUGGGAUGGUUGCCGCCAUCUGAAUAGCGUCUCGCGCUGCAUUCACCAUUCGGCGACUAUGCCCAUCUCCCAUAUAAACCCUAGAACUCCAUUGGUAUGUUCAGAUCCAUUCUCAAUGCUUCAAUCACUACAUUCGUGUAUCCAUCUCUCUCUCAUGUUAAGCUCCGCCACUUCACAAACCCUAGGGUUUUGCCCCCUUUCACUCUUCACAACUAUAGGAUUUGUGGGAGCUCUUCUGGGAAUCAUGGCAGUAUGAUGGAUGUUUUCAGGAUUCUUGGUCCAUUGGAUUGUCUCUUCCCUUCUUCGGAUCGGAACCCUUAUGUGACACUUCUCAGAAGGUGCAUCAAAACUAGGAACUUUGUUCUUGGUGGAUUCGUUCACAGUCAGUUGAUCAAGCUUGGAUUGGAAAAUGAGUUGAUGGUGUCUAAUGUGUUGCUUGAUUUGUAUGCUAAGUUGGGACUUUUGGAUUGUGGCCUGAAGCUGUUUGAUGAAAUGCUUGACAGGGAUUUGAUUUCUUGGUGUACUUUGAUUUCGGGUUUUGUGGCGCAUGGGUUUGAGCUGGAGGCUUAUGGGUUGUUCAGGAGGAUGUUGAAGAACGGUGUCAGGCCGAAUCAUUUUGUUAUCUCAUCUGUACUGAAAGGGUGUGCCAUUUCUGGGGUGUUGCGGAUUGGCGUUUUGGUUCAUGGGUUGGUUAUUAAAGGUGGACUUGGUUUUGAUAGAUUUGUAGAGAUUGCUCUGGUUGGUGUGUAUGCCAAAUGUGGUUCUUUGGAUGAUGCACUGAAGGUGUUCUACGAAAUUCCGGUGAAGAGCCCUGUCGCAUGGAAUGCGAUGAUAUCUGGCUAUGUCUGUAAUGGUUUCCUUGUGGAGGCUGCAGAAAUGUGCCAGGAGAUGUGCCGCAUUGGAUUUGUGAUGGAUUUGGUUACUUUGAGAGUGAUUGCUGGUGUGUGCUCUUCUUUGGAGAUGCCUGAUUUUUGUAAGAAUCUUCAUGCUUACUCUAUCAAAAUUGGGUUGGAUAAAGAUAGUUUCAUUGUUGCUGAGCUAGUCAGAUUGUUCUGCAAGAUUGGAGAAGUUGCUGAUUUGAGAAAGCUUUUUGAUAGGGUUAAGAAACCUGAUGCGUCUUUGUUUUCCCUCCUGAUUUCAGGGUAUCACUUUUACAGCCAUUGGGCCGAAGCUAUAGAACUUGCAAAGAAAUUUCUCAUGUUAGGUUUGGAUACAGACCAAGGAGCAAUAGUCAGCAUUAUUAAUAUAUGUCAAAGCAAGGAAGAGAUGGUGCCUGUCCAUGCCCAGAUAAUAAAGGCUGGAUAUCUAGCUUACCUUUCUACCGGCAAUGCGCUGAUCUCCUCUUAUGCUAAAUUUGGAGUGAUGGUGGAUGCAUUUGCAAUUUUUUAUGAGAUGCCUGUGCGUGAUGUGGUUUCUUGGACUGCAAUUAUGACAGGUCUUGUUAAAAAUGCUAGAUUUAGAGAAGCACUAGAAUGCUUUCGUGGUUGCUGGGAAUCUGGGACAGAUUUAGACCAGUAUUCUAUUAUAACAACAAUUAAUGCAUGUACAGGUCUUCGAGCUAUGGAGAAUGGUAGACAAAUUCAUGCCUUGGCUUUGAAACUUGGGGUUGAGUUCUCUAGUUUCAUGGUUGCAUCUCUUCUUCACCUGUAUGCAAAAUGUGGGCAUAUGGACACUGCUAGUAAGUUAUUUAACUUCACAUCUUACCGACAGGAUCUCAUUCAAACAAAUAUCAUGCUUGCUGGGUAUUACUGGAAUUCACAACCAAGGACAUCCCUUGACCUUUUCAGUUUGCAGUAUCGAUCAGGGCUGGUUCCCGAUAACUUCAGCUUUUCCACCACACUCAAUGCUUGCGCUGCUAGUAAGUCAUUGGAGAUGGGUGAACAGUUACAUUGCUGUAUCAUGAAGAGUGGCUAUGAAUUUUCAGAUAUCAUCAUUGGAAAUGCGAUUAUACACCUCUAUGUAAAAUCUGGAAGGAUUGACUCUGCUUGCAAAUUCUUUUAUGGCAUGAAGAAGUGGGAUGUGAAUAUGUAUGCAAUGUUGAUGUUGGGCUACAUACAGCAGAGAGGAAGUGAUGAAGAUGUCCAAAUGUUCCGUCAAAUUCAACUGAGUCAAUGGCAUGGUGGUAAACUUGCCUUUGCCAGAAUUUUAAGAGGUUCUUCAGAGUUCACUACUUUAAGUCGUGGCAAACAGGCACUUGCUUCUGAUAUAAAGAUGGGAUUUAUUUCGGAUGUUGAUGCAUCUGUGAGCUUUCAUGAUAAAAUUGGGCAGAUUGACAAAGCUGGUGAGAUUCUUGAUGAGAUGCCAAUUCGAGAUGAUACUUGUGAUCCCCUCAUCUCAUCAUUUGCACUUGGUGGCGAUGGUGAGGGGACUUUUAGAGGGGACGACCUAUACAGAUUGCAAGAAGAAAAUCAGGAGUAUCAUACUUACAUCAAUGUCUUGAACCUUAACCCAUGUGUUGUUUCUAAUGUGGGGCAACAUGGUUUAUGGCGUGUUGUAUCAUUUGAUAACUCUACCAGUAGAAAAUAUGUAGAAUGCCCUUAAAAGAUCACUUGUAGGAGUUGAUUUUUGGAGGAUCCAUGGUUCUUGGAAAUGCUGAAAUUAGGUCCAAAUGCAGAAUUGAUUAUGGUGACAAGAUUUGGAAGAAGCUGAUCACUCGAUUGUCUAUAAUUGCCUCCCUUUCUUGUGACCAUGUUUAUCUGUGCAACUGGAGGAUCAUGUAGUUUGAGUUUUUUCAAAAGCUACACACAUUGGUGGAUGUGAAAUAUUACUAUCUCCAACUCAACCUGCUUUGGCUGGCAAAUGCUGCACAUGUCAUCCAAAUUCAGAUGCCAGGGAAGCAAAAUUUACUAACCUAGAGUAUGUCUUCAGGCUUCUUGUCAAAGUCAGGAUGAUGAUGUGGAGUUUGAAAAAAAAAAAAAAA